Ornithorhynchus anatinus (platypus) is the source of this 606-nucleotide messenger RNA. Its product is annotated as phospholipase A2 inhibitor and Ly6/PLAUR domain-containing protein-like. Bases 1 to 606 code for a protein of 201 amino acids. Lineage: Eukaryota; Metazoa; Chordata; Mammalia; Monotremata; Ornithorhynchidae. The transcript is spliced from 6 exons. The record is from RefSeq and is a predicted model, not a curated record.
AUGGUACCGCUGCUGGCCCUCAGCCUCCUGGUCUCCCUGGCCGGGCCGGCCUGGUCCCUCUCCUGCUUCAACUGCUCCGUGAUUGGCAGCGGGAAUUGCUCCGGGAACACGAACUUGAUUCCAUGCGGGAAUAACGCCGGCAGCUGCCUCACCCUCCUCAGCUGGGUGCGCGAGGGCCACCUGCCCCUGCUGCUGAACGAGAAGAGGUGUAACGCCGACGACCGACUGUGCGACGGCCACUUCUCCCUGGCGGCCGGUUCCUUCCUCCUCAACCUCAACACUUCGUGCUGCCGCUCCGAUCGAUGCAACGAGCCCGAGAUCGAGCUCCAACCCUCGGUGACCAAGCUCAGCGGAUUCCGGUGCCCGUCUUGUUUCGCUCGCCACGCGGACACCUGCUCCCCCGACUCGUUCAUCGCCUGCACCAGUCCUCAGGAGUACUGCAUCCGAUUCGAGGUUACCACCGCAGAGCCCGGCGGCGAGAAGCUCCGCCUGGCCUUCAGCGGCUGCGCCUCCCGGGCCCUGUGCUCCGGGGGGGCCGCCGCCCUGUUCGCCGCCCACCCGGGCCAGCGGUCACGCCGCUUCUCCACACCUGGCACCCCCGUUUAG